This is a messenger RNA of Mus caroli (Ryukyu mouse), 1510 nucleotides long. The record is from RefSeq and is a predicted model, not a curated record. NCBI's taxonomy places the organism in Eukaryota, Metazoa, Chordata, Mammalia, Rodentia, Muridae.
AUGUUGCUCUUCGUUGAGGUGACAUCUAAAGGCACUGGUUUAAAUCUUAAUGCCAAAGUAUGGCAAGAAAUUCCUUCUGGAAAUCCGGAUGGCACUCCUGUAACUGAACCCUCUUGGCAUGAAACUGCAGCCACAUAUGGAUCUCACCCUGAGGGCAAUACAGAACUUUCAGAAGAUAUGUGUAAGGAAUAUGAAGUAAUGUAUUCUCCAUCUUGUGAAACCACAAGAAAUACUGCAGACGUUGAAGAGUCCGCUGAUGGGAUGAUCUUAGGACCUGAAGACCUGAGUUACCAACUAUAUGAUGCUCCUGGAGAAAGCAGUUCAGCAAUUUCUACAGAAGAUUUAAAAGAAUGUCUGAAAAAACAAUUGGAAUUAUUUUUCUCACGAGAAAAUUUAUCAAAGGACCUUUACUUGAUAUCUCAAAUGGAUAGUGAUCAGUUCGUCCCAAUAUGGACAAUUGCCAACAUGGAAGAAAUAAAAAAAUUGACUACAAAUACAGAUUUAAUUCUUGAAGUAUUGAGAUCUUCCCCUAUGGUACAAGUUGAUGAGAAGGGAGAAAAAGUGAGGGAUGAUGACAGGAUCCCAAGACCGCAACCUGCAGCAACUGAAGCCAAGGCUCCAACUCCGAAGUUUGACUUACUUGCUACAAAUUUCCCUCCUUUACCUGGAAGCUCAUCGAGAGCGCCAGAUGAACUUGGUUUGGAGAAUAGAAUGUCUGAUGUCGUUAAAGGUGUCUACAGAGAAAAGGACGGUGAGGACCUGAGAGUUAGUUGCCCAGUGCCUGCAGAGGACGGACAGACAGACUGCACUUCUGCGCCNCUCAGCAUAAGUCCUAGUCCUCCAUGUACAGCUGAGCCUCCUGUGUUAAGCACAACUCAGCAAGAGAAGGAUCAAAUGGAGGACUCUGUUGUUCCAAAGGACAUUCUCAACCCAGUAGCUGUGCCAGUGUCUUCUCCAACUGCUACCAAGCCAUCAAGGGCAAAUACUGCUUCACCUUGUCAGAAGCCUCCUAAAGAGCCAUCUCCAGUUCUCGUACAGCCGCUGCGGGAACUCCGGUCCAAUGCAGUAUCUCCCACCAGAAAUGAAGAGAACGGAGCUCCCGAGAAGCCGCAUGAGAAACCAGAAACAAGGGCUAGUAAGGAUCAUUCUGGCUUCCGAGGCAACACCAUUCCCAGGGGAGCGGCUGGAAAAAUCAGGGAACAGAGACGCCAGUUCAGCCAUAGGGCUACACCUCAGGGAGUGACUCGACGNAAUGGGAAAGAGCAAUGCGUGCCACCCAGAUCACCAAAGUAAAAACACAGCCGUACAAAAAGUACUCCGAAGCUUCUCCUCCCACUACACCUGAGCCUCUGUUGAACUGUUUGAGGGGAGGAAGUGGCCAGGAAAGGAUGGGAAGUGUGUCCUAGAUAGUACGGAGUUUGACUUUGCGAGUAGGAAGAGCCCAAAAUUCAUCUCUAAAUGAUUUUCAAAUGCUGGAGGAUUCCAAUCAGUAUAAAUAUAUAUACACACA